Phragmites australis (common reed) is the source of this 1724-nucleotide messenger RNA. RefSeq names its product zinc transporter 5-like. The transcript is spliced from 3 exons. Lineage: Eukaryota; Viridiplantae; Streptophyta; Magnoliopsida; Poales; Poaceae. Gene Ontology annotation, molecular function: zinc ion transmembrane transporter activity. Gene Ontology annotation, cellular component: plasma membrane. The record is from RefSeq and is a predicted model, not a curated record. Gene Ontology annotation, biological process: zinc ion transmembrane transport. Bases 406 to 1476 code for a protein of 356 amino acids.
GGCGACAGACAACAAAACCAUCAAAAAAGCCUCGCUAGGCUGUGCUAGUAAACUCAGCACCAGCAAGGCAGCAACCCUAUGCGCAUAGUCCAUGGAAAACACGUCGUGUCAGCAUUGAUGUCUUCAGCGCUCGAUCGAUCUGCUGCUUUUACCACUCAUCAAUUUCGGCUGGCGCGCAAGCUAGAAAACGCCCAAAUAAUCGAUGUCUCCGCGUGCGCCGAAGCAUGUCAGUAGCAAGGUGAGCCCAUCUAGGAACCGGCACCGGCGACCCUAGUAACACCCGUAAACCGAAACGGCAAGUCACGGGUACAAAAACCUCCUGAGGAAACAGAGCACGAACGCAUGCGCCAUUGCCAGCAUCUGCACGCACAGCACCGCGCCACUGUGCCGAGCUCCAGCUGAACGAUGGCCGCGCCCAAGGCCAAGCUCGCGGCCGCGCUCUGCCUCCUCCUCCUCGCUGUGUCUCUGCCAGCUCUCGUCGCCGCGGAUUGCGAAUGCUCGGACGACGCCGCGGGCCGGGACAAGGCGGGGGUGCUGCGGCUGAAGAUCAUCGCGAUCUUCUGCAUCCUCGCGGGGGGCGCGGCCGGCGCGGCGGUGCCCUCCCUGGGCCACAGGUUCCCCGCGCUGCGGCCGGACACGGACCUGUUCCUCGCCGUCAAGGCCUUCGCCGGCGGCGUCAUCCUCGCAACGGGGCUGGUGCACAUCCUGCCCGCGGCCUUCGACGCGCUGGGCUCGCCGUGCCUCGUGCGCGGGCCAUGGCAGAAGUUCCCGUUCGCCGGGAUGAUCGCCAUGCUCGCCGCGAUCGCCACCCUCAUGGUGGACACCGUCGCCACGGGGUACUUCCGCCGGACGAUCGCCAGAAAGGCCGCGGCCGUCGUCGACGAGACGCCGGAGCCCGGACAUUGCGAAGGAGACUUGGAGGCCUCCGACGCGCACGACGGGCACGCGCACGGGAUGUUCGUGCUGGCCCCCGCACCGACCGCCGGCGACGAUCUCGUGCGCCACCGCGUCAUCUCUCAGGUGCUGGAGCUGGGGGUGGUGGUGCACUCGCUGAUCAUCGGGAUGUCGCUGGGCGCCUCGGAUUUCCCGAGCACGGUGCGGCCGCUCGUCCCGGCGUUGACGUUCCACCAGCUCUUCGAGGGCAUCGGCCUCGGCGGGUGCAUUGUCCAGGCCAAGUUUCGCCUCAAGUCUGUGGUGGCGAUGGCGCUCUUCUUCUCCCUCACGACCCCGGUUGGCAUCGCCAUCGGCAUCGCGAUAUCCUCUGUGUACGACGAGACGAGCCCGACGGCGCUGGUCGUUCAGGGAUUCCUCGAGGCCGCGGCGGCCGGGAUCCUGGUCUACAUGGCGCUCGUCGACAUCCUCGCCGAGGACUUCAUGAGCGCCAGGGUGCAGAGCAGGGCGCGCCUGCAGCUCGCGCUGAACGCCUCGCUCCUGCUCGGGGCUGGCAUGAUGUCCAUGCUCGCCAUCUGGGCAUGACUGUGCCGCACGCUCAUGGAGUGUAAGGAGUAAAAAUUACCAGCCGUAUUGUUUGGCUGAAGUUGGAAGGAUGCAAAGAAAAGUUCGACGACCAGGGGUGCAUCGAAGUGUAGAAAAUAGGGACAAAAUGGUAGUGCCAUUCGCUGUUGGUUUGGUACGCAACUCUCGUUUGCGAAUGUGACUUCACCCUGUAGAUCCCAAUUCCCAAUUGUUCAUACCGAAGUAUAAUAUAAUUCUGAUUGUGCAGU